Pimephales promelas (fathead minnow) is the source of this 3941-nucleotide messenger RNA. RefSeq names its product peroxisomal biogenesis factor 14 (gene pex14). Gene Ontology annotation, molecular function: signaling receptor binding. Lineage: Eukaryota; Metazoa; Chordata; Actinopteri; Cypriniformes; Leuciscidae. Gene Ontology annotation, cellular component: peroxisomal importomer complex; peroxisomal membrane. Gene Ontology annotation, biological process: protein import into peroxisome matrix, docking. The record is from RefSeq and is a predicted model, not a curated record.
AGACUAAAGCAAUGGAGCACAGCUGAACCGUUAGCUUCGUUAGCUUCCUGGCUAGUAGCUCUGAGAAGAUGGCAUCCUCGGACCAACCUGACCAACAAAAUCAGAAUGCUGCUCCAGCCAGGGAAGACACGGCUCCAAGAGAAGCGCUGAUUGCCACGGCGGUGAGGUUUCUACAAAACCAGCAAGUUCGCCAGAGCCCCCUGGCAACCAGAAAGGCUUUCUUAAAGAAAAAAGGUCUGACCGAUGAGGAGGUCGAUCUAGCCAUCCAGCAGUCCGGUAGUGUGGAUGAGCCGCUGACUGUGGCUGUUCCCGGACCUAUGCACAUCGCUCACCCUGUUCCACUGGCCCCGUACAGUCCAGGUUACAGAUGGAGAGACUACAGUGCCAUGGCUGUCAUCAUGGCAGGAAUGGCAUUUGGCUUCUAUCAUCUCUACCGGAAAUACAUCCUUCCCCUCAUUAUGGGCAGCAAAGAGGACAAGAAGCAUCUGCAGCGGAUCGAGAGCAACAUCGCGGAUAUGAGUGGCACGCUGACACAGACAGUCACCCAGUUGCAGACGACCCUGGCUUCAGUGCAGGAGCUGCUGGUCCAGCAACAGAAGAAAAUACAGGAGCUGACACAAGAGUUGGCCAACUCCCAGGCCUCAUCUGCCACCAACCGCAUGCUGGAGUCUCAGAGCAUCAGUGAACUCAAGACUGAAAUUGUGUCUCUUAAGGGUCUUCUUCUCAGCAGGAGACAGUUCCCGGCUUCACCUUCCGUUCCCAAAAUCCCAUCCUGGCAAAUCCCUCUCAAACCAGCGUCACUGUCCAACCCUCCCUCAGUCAACCACACCAACAGCAGCAGCGACAUCUCGCCUGUCAGCAACGAAUCGGCCAACUCGUCCCCAGUCAAAGAGGGCAACAGCUCCCUGGCCACCCCGUCUGGCUCACACUGCCUGAACGGAGACGUGGGCCUGGGCGCGAUUCUCCCUCUGGACCUGAAAGACCAGGUCCGUAUGGAAGUUCAGGGGGAGGAGGAAAAGAAAGAGGACGAGGACGAAGAAGACGAGGAUGACGAUGUGAUCCAUGCCGAUGAGGAAGACCCCCUGAGCGUGCAGACCGAGGACAGGAGAGGAGGCGACGGACAGAUAAACGAACAGGUGGAGAAACUGCGGCGUCCAGAGGGGGCGAGUAACGAGAGCGAGGUUGAUUAGAGAGUAACCCCCAACCAAACUUGAUCCGUCCAAUCACCUUUUCCCAGAUUUCCUGAGAGUUAAUUGAAGUCCAGAUAUCACACCCUCUUUGCUGUAAAAUGGCUACCGUGAGCAUCAUUUAACACUGUAUCAGAGCGGCAGCUGAGCUGGAUUAUGUUCCUUUCACUGCAGUUCUUUACCCUUUUGACUUUUCAACAUGCAAACUUUCAACGUGCAAUCCAGACUGUCGGCACAAACCUCCUGCAUGCCUGAACAAGCACAGCAACAGACAUUUUUGGAUAGACAACGGGAGAAUUAUGACUUUUCUUUUGCAGCCAGCCAGUCCUAGCUACUUAUUUUAAUAGAGACUGUCAUGCUCCAAAAAAAGCCUGUUUGUACCAUAGCCCUUCAAGCCGAUACAAACGUGAACAAUUGCAGUGUAGGGACUAAUGCAACCAAUUAGAGGUACCAAAGAAUCAGAAAGUUGGCUUUCUUGUGAUCUGAGGCCGUUGGAUUUGUAUGUUCAGCAGUGAAGACUUGUUCACUGAGUCCCAUCACUGUUGGAUCCGCUUAUUCUUUAUAGACCUUUUAGUCAACCAACGUAGUCAACCAACUCCCCUUCAAACGUUUGAGAUUGUGGGGCAGUCUGUGUAACAACGAUGCCUUGUAUUUUGUGAUCAGAGUGCUGGCGGAUUUGAGAUUUGUGUGGAAGAAAGAAAGAGGGAGGGAUAACAUGUUUGAGAACACAGAAAAUGAGACGAAAGAGAAAUGUGUUUGUCUCGGUCGUAUCUCUCCAGUCUCCAGCAGGGUAGCUGAUUUGGUUUAUGAAGUAUGUUAAUAAUCAAAUGAUCGACAAAUAACAGAUGUAUUAGUUCAUGCGGCUUGAAAUGUCAAGGAGGCUAAAAUCGGAAAUCUAAUACUGAAAGCCUGUUAUAUUGUAUUAUAUUACAUGACAAACCCUCCAGUCCAAAUUAUAUAGGCCUCCUGCAGUGAAUAAUCUUAACAUGAAACGGUGCUGGGGUUUUGUAAUUAAACUGUGUAAAACAAUGGAUGCUUCAGCGGAGGUGCUGACAGUUGUGCUUUUCUCUUUGGGGGCUUUUCUCUCAGAAAGUCAUGAGAGGAUAGAAAAAAAAAGACAAAAAAAAAUUCCCCAGUGAUGCAAAUGGAGAGUAACGUAUGAAUAUUUAACUAAUGAAAUUACUCACUCACCAGCUGAUGAGAAACAAAGCCAGAGAGAUCCUGGAGUGAGAACAAGAGCCUCAGAUCCAUUGUGACAUUUUCACUUUUAACAAAUGACCUUCAGAGUUACCGGAUUACAGCGCAGCCAGGUGAAUUGUGGGUCUGUGGCGGCACAAUGCGAAGGCACAAUGAAAGUGCUCAACCUGUCUGGCCGUGUGUAUGUUUUCUUACUUCCUAGACUAGGGCUGACUUAACACUAACCCGCACAAGAAUAGCAUAUGAUGCAGUGUCAAGAGAAACCCGCUAUGUUCGUUUGAUAUGCAGUGACUUUUUUUUUUCUUGAAAAAAUUGGGCGUUGAUUUGAAAAGCUAAAAAUCCAAAUGUCAAUUGAACGUUAGAGGUAUGGUUCAGUCAAAAUAACCAAAAAAUACAAAUACAAAAAUUUGUCAUUUACUUAUGUCAUUUCAAACCUUUAUGCUGUUUUUAUUUCUUAUCUUUCUGUGGAAGGCUAAAGGAUAUAUUUUGAAGAAUGAUCACACUGCUGUUUUGCAUACAACCACGGUUCAAUUUUGUAAUUUAACAGUUGUCUGUUGUUAAACUCCAAUAAUGAGGUCUUAUUGAUUCUGAAGUUGAUCUGAGUCAGUGAGUUGAACUUGAGAACCAGAUCAGUCCGAUUCAUGAAUGGUUUUUAAACGCACGGAUCACGUUCUUGUGUUCAACUGGAUAUGGCCAGAGCGGUUCUUCUUGAGUUAAUCAGAUUUGUGAACGAAUCAUUCAGUUCUGCAUCUUAUAUUGGAGCUUAACAUCUGUGGUCACAAUGCAUGAACUGUCACUUAACACUAGAAAAACCUGAAGACUCUUCAAAAUUGUUUUUGUCCCACAGAAGAAAGGCUGUUUGGAAUGGCAUGAGAAUGAAAAUAAGUUUUAUGUUUUGGGUGAACUAUUCUUUAAUAGAAUCAGAGAAGUCCAUUCGAUCUAGAACGUUAAUUGUAUUGGAUUGGUGUCAGAAGUGGCGUUGCAAAGAUAGUUGGCUAUUUAAGUGAGAGGAAGGAAGACCAUAGGCUUCAGAAUGAGACAGAGCUUUAGUGUGAGUGUGUGAGUGUGUGUGCAUGUUCUAGUUUUGCUUAAACCCACAUUCAGGAGUUCCUGCAACUGGCAGGUUGUUUCUGGUAGCGUGGUGGCCGAGGCCUUCAAACAACAUAGUUUGCUAAUUUUAGCUAAUCAUUGUAAAGCCUCUGUGAGGGCUAUUGAAUUAAUCAUGAAAUAAGACACAGAUUCAGUGCCUGUAUCUCCUUUAAGAUGACAUUCUCAUCUCCAACUGUGUUUUUACGAUCAUUUUGUUAGGAGUCUUACUCAUGCUGCUCAGUUUCAGCAAUUCAGAUUAGGGAUUUAAGCAUGUGUGUGUGUGUGCGUGCGUGCGUGUGAGAUUGGUUUUAUAAGUAAGCAUAAUUCAAAGGUCUUUAACAGUUUGUCUGAAAUGCACAGCGUUGCUCAAUGUUGAUGUUGUUGACACCCUGCUGGUAUUUGUCAUAGAGAAAUUCUGGUAUGAAAAGACGAAUGUACAUAAUUGUAAUAAAUUUGAUUUAACACAAA